CUUAUACCGCCAUUUUGGACGAGGUGCAAUGCGUGAGAUGCCUUGAGAGGAAUGAGACAUCAUGCAUCAACUAAGAUAAUGAACACAUACAGCAUAAUUCUAAAGCUAACAUGACAAAUUUGCAGAAGAGCACCGAAUCAGACCAACUGUCUGAUUCGUGUGCAGAAUCGUCGUGUAGUGAACUUCAACAACUUGACAUAGACCUCGAGUCGAGAGAGGAUUCUCCGAGUGUAAGAGCACUUGCCAAAACGCGACAACAAGAGGAGGAAGUGCUACAGAUUAUUAGACAAGUAGACGCUCUCGGUGCUAACACUUUAGAUCUGAGCAACAAGGGACUUUUGCAUCUGCCAGAGGAAGUAUUAGAAUUGAAAGGCCUGGAGAACCUGUACCUAGAAGGUAACGAGUUAGCCUACCUCCCUGAAGACUUCUUCUGUUGUCUGUCCAACCUAAAAUGGCUGGACCUCAGACGGAACUUUCUCUCUCGCCUUCCCACAUCCAGUAUUGGCAAACAUCAGCAUCUGCGCAACCUGUUACUGGAGGGCAACAAUCUACGCACAUUGCCCCUGGAGCUAGGUUUUGUGAGUACUCUGCAUGGCCUCAACAUCACUAACAACCCAUUGGAAUUCCCUCCCCUUGAAAUCCUUGAAAAGGGAACAGUGGAAGUGCUGAGGUUUCUCACUGAAAUGUUAGAGGCCAAAUCUGCCAAGUUUACAAAUGGAGAUUCAAUACUACUGAGUAAGGAGGACAGCUCCAGUGAUGAUGAGUGGGACGGAUCCCUGGGAGAGAUUGCACGCAUGCGACAGCGUGCACGCUCAAAACACCAUCAGAAGUCGGCAGGGUCCAACUCCGACAUCGGUGGUCUGGUUCCUCACUCUGCAGAGCUGCAUCGACCAGUUAGCUAUACAGAUAUCAAACAACAGCAUUUAGAGAAGUUGAAGAAAGUCGGAGCAUCAGGCAAGUUAGAGAGUGCUGCAAUCAGGAAACUCCUCGCACGCAAGAGGAGCUCCAAGAGCUUACUGAUGACUCCAAAGAGGAUUCCAGGUCAUGCAAAGGGGGACAGAAGGAAAUCUGGUUCGAGUGUGAUGUCAUGGAAGGUGAACCAGUACCCCGAGCCCCCAGUGCCAGAGUAUGUGGACCUGCGCAUGGCGGAGGAGAGAAAGGCUGCCAAGAUACGCGAACUCAAAGAAAAACAGGACGCCAUCCUGCAGAGGAGGAGAGAUGAACAGAUGUUAAAAGACUGGAGAGAAGAAACAAAGAAACUAAAGCAGAAGAAAUACUUCGAGAGUGUGCAGAAGGGAACCAAAGAUUUUUUGGAUCCUGCGACACAGGCUCCAUACGGGUUUGACAAGGAACAGCUCAAGAUGAUGACAAAUGAGGAGAGAAUCAAGCAGGAUGUGAAGACGGCUCAUGAGCGUAUCCGGCGUGCGAUAUCUCCUGCUACUAGGCAGAGAGUUGAGGAGGAGAAAGCGGCACGGAUUCAAGAACUGGAGAGACGAAUCAAGGACCAUACAUCCAACAUGGUGGACAGGCGGAGACGACCCAAGGGCACUCCCCAGGAAGAGAUGGAGGCGGCCAAGAGGGAACUAGCUGUGGUAAAGGCGCUACAGAAAGAUUUGAUGAACCGGUACCAGGAGCUGAAGCUGUGGACAUCAGGCUGAUCAUCUGCAUCAGGAGCUGCUGGCCCGCCGAGAGGAGCUAGAGUAUCGUUUCCGGGCAUUCACGGCCGAUAUCGCCUCCAGCUUCUCUAACAACACACGGAUAAAGCACUGACUUUGCCUUCUUGCCUUGUACAUUGUCAUGCCAAGGGAACCAUCAACAUCAUCAGUGAACUGUUUUAGUACAUGGGAAUAUGUACCCUCCUAUUUUGCCAUCCUAAUAUAAUAUAAUAACCUUCGUCCAAAUGCAGGUUUUUUUCAAACGAUUGGUAUCAUGACUGUGAUGACAAGUAUUUUGAACUUUUCACCAGUAACAUACAUAUUUUUAAUGCAUAUAUUUCUCUAUAAUAAUGCUUAAAAUAUUGUUUCGUCACGACUUAGCAAAGCUUGCUUUAAUCUGUUUUGCAUAGCUGCCAACUGUCCUGAUUUUUGGUAUUUGUUAUGAAUAUGCAACUAAAAUAUGAAAUUAAUUCAUUUGAAGAAUGUACCAAUCUACAGGGGGGAAAAACAAGAACACAAUUUUUAUAGACAAGAGAGACGGGUAUGAAGUCUAUUUAUAGUGUCACAUCUGUCUGAUCAAGACACUCCACUCGUCAUAUCGGAAGUUGCUGUAGUAGAAAUAGAAACUAAGCAAUAAAAUUAUCAACUGAGUUUCAGAAUCUUGCUUGGAGAGGACCUCAAAUGCCACCAUUUUACUCUCAAGAUUCCCAUACCCACUCCCCGACGAUGACAAUAUCCCCCAGCAAAGGAUACUUAUUGUAAUUUAGGAAAGUUGGCAACUAUGGUUUCGUAACUGAUAGCAUAUUUUCUGACUGAAUUUGGGGAGUAUAUUAACUGUAGAGCUUUCACCAUAAAAUAAUGAAACUUGCAUGAACAUGUUUCCAUUUGAAUAGUUUAAUUUCAGCUUUACUUUUUGUAGUAUUACAAUAGAAAGUUGCAUCCACUGCCACAAGUUUCAGUGCUAAAGAUAUUUUAAUUGUUUACCAGUACAUUAUUAUGCAAAAGCAAAAUUUGAACCACCUGUGCCUUCAACAAGAACCAAAAUCAUGAAGUCACUUCAUUUAAGAUUCGUGUAUCUAGUUUCUAGUCAGCUGUACAUAUGAUCUUCUUCAUGAAAACCUUUUACUGUUCUUUAUUGCAAAUACUGUGUAAAA
Messenger RNA from Haliotis rufescens (red abalone), 2809 nucleotides. Its product is annotated as leucine-rich repeat-containing protein 27-like. Gene Ontology annotation, molecular function: protein binding. The coding region runs from base 111 to 1658 and encodes 515 amino acids. The transcript is spliced from 12 exons. The record is from RefSeq and is a predicted model, not a curated record. NCBI's taxonomy places the organism in Eukaryota, Metazoa, Mollusca, Gastropoda, Lepetellida, Haliotidae.